Saccharomycodes ludwigii is the source of this 1377-nucleotide messenger RNA. RefSeq lists its product as uncharacterized. The transcript has a single exon. NCBI's taxonomy places the organism in Eukaryota, Fungi, Ascomycota, Saccharomycetes, Saccharomycodales, Saccharomycodaceae. The record is from RefSeq and is a predicted model, not a curated record. Bases 1 to 1377 code for a protein of 458 amino acids.
AUGAGCUGUCAAACUUUCCAUUUUAAAACACCAAAUUAUACAGACGCUUUAAAUGCAUAUAACUCUAACGUAGUUGCUGCUGCGGCGGCAAGUUCCAAAAAUGUUAGCAAAAUAACUGGCAAAUUGGCUAUUCAACAACAGAAAAAACAUAAAAAUAGAAACAACAAUAAUAAUUAUAGUGCUAAAAAUAAUAGAUACAGUUUUAAUAAAAGUUAUUCAAGUUUCAACAACAAUAAUAAUGUCCACAAACAUGACUUUUGUUUAAUAAAUAAUAAUAAUAAUAAAAUGGAUAAGGUAAAAUCUUUCCCGAAUAAUAAUGAUGGUAAUGGAUAUCUAGAUAGUGCAAACAAAUUCCAUAAUAAUAAUAAUAAUAAUAAUAAUAAUAAUAACACUAUGGGUAUUAGUAAUGCCAAUGAAAGUAAUUUAAUUCCUGUUGACAACAUUGCAAAUUUAAAAACAUUAUUAAAAACACGUUUUGAAGCAGUUACUAAUAGUUCUAUAAAAACAUUACAAAAUGAACCAGAUCUUAACAACCAUAAUAACAAUAAUAGAAGAACCCAAAAACCAAUUUUUUGGAAAACAUAUUAUCAAUUUACUGACAAUGAGAAUAACUUGUCAGCAUCUCCAUUUUUGCAAAAAUUAGAUGAUUUACAAGAAGUUUAUCAUAUAAAGCAGCCUAUUACUAUUGGUCAGCAUCCACUUUUCACUAUUAAAGACCUAUCUACAGCAUCGGACAUUAUGAAGGAAUAUAAAAAUUCUAUUCAUGAUACUUCUUCAUUGAGCACUUCACAAUCGACUUUUGAUGGUACUAACUUUUUAACCAUCAAUAAUGACAAUAUAAAUAGUACCAGUAAUACCGCCAGAAUUAACAAAAAUAAUAGGCUGCGCAGUAAAAAAAUUAGUGGUGCCACCAGUAAUCCUUUUUCAAACACUUUUAACGCCACGCCAGGUGUCAGCAAUGUGAACGAUGCUCUAAAUAAGACUAAUACAACGAAUAAUAACGAAACUUUUAUUACAGACACUAAUAUGUGGUUGAAAGAUAAUAUUAUACCACAAGUGACAUCUGUUAAAUUUAGAAACCUAAAAACAACAAGAAAUGACAAUAAUAUUUUAUUAGCCCAUGAUUCAUUGAUAGAAGACGAAAAUAAUCAUAAUAAUGAUAGUUUCACAGCAGAAGGCUUUAACGUUGCUGAUUUAUCCUUUGAUGGGAAAGCCUUAGAUAGAAGUGAUAUUUUCCGUAUGGUCGAUUCAUUUACUGUUGAGGAUUAUAGGUUUAAUAAUCUUAAUAAUAAUAGUUAUUCAACCAAUAUGGAUUAUGAAAACAUUUUAGGAAAUAUGCAAAAUUUGUUACCAAGAGAAAUUGCAACAUUACAUUAA